Molecule: messenger RNA, 1367 nt
Organism: Aspergillus steynii IBT 23096
Lineage: Eukaryota; Fungi; Ascomycota; Eurotiomycetes; Eurotiales; Aspergillaceae
Exons: 6
Coding region: 1-1269 (422 amino acids)
Source: RefSeq, a predicted model, not a curated record
AUGAGCGACAAGCCCCCCGAUGAUCCUACCCGAUGGUAUCCCCUCGGCCAGUACGUCGAAGAUGAGGAUAACUACAGCGGGAACCGUGUCGGGGUUGCUGACGACGACGAUGGAGGCCAAACCUUCACCCUGGCUCGAGAAGACAUGGCGGCGCUGAACCGAUUCACUCAAACAGGCCGAAUGCUCCCCAUGACUCGCAAUGGAUAUGAGGUUCAAAUGGGUCUCACCAGCGAGGCCGAACUGACUGACCAAGUCUGGAACGCGGUAGACACGAUGCUCCUUACCUUUAAAACCAUCAAUAACGACUGCAACUCCUUCUUGAGCGAAGAAGGCAAUGGAGACGCGGGCAAGGGCACUUGGGCCAAGACUGUUGACGUUGCUGCUCAGAUUUGGACCUAUAGCGACAAUGCCGGGGGUGAGGCCGGCGACUCGUUUUACGAGAGUAUGCUUGCGGCUGUCAAUGCCUUCAAUGAAGCAACCAAUGAGGACGACAAGAACGCACAGAAGGAUUUGAUCAAAGAGUAUACGGACAUGCAGAAAAAAGAUUGCUCAGCACUCGCGACGGCCGCCGAAACAGUCGAGACUGAGCUGGGUGCGUUUCAGACCAGGUGCUCGGGCUAUGCCACAGAACUUACAGGCCAUGAGAAAACGAUGGAGGGUCUCCUGCAGCAGGAGUAUGGCGAUAUUGAGUGUCUGAAGGCGGACAUUGAAAAGCAGACCGCUAUUAUCAAGUCAAAGCAGAGCAAGAUUGAUGCAGACCGCCUCAUAGAAAAGCAAGAAGCCUACUACGAGUGGAUUCCCUUCGUUGGCGCCAUUGCCGCUGCUAUCGUAACGGCGGUGAUGGAAACCAAUAUUGCCGACCUGGAAGAUGCGAUCAAGAAGUUGCAGGACAUCAUCGCCUCGGACCAAGAGAAAAUCCGAGUUGUAGGAGCUGUGCAGGGCCAUGUUACCGGCAUGAAGACCGAAAUCCACGAACUCAAUGACGUUCUUACACCGGCCAUCACGACGCUGGGGAAGCUGAAAGGAGCCUGGCAAGCCAUGGGGACCAUGCUGGACGCGCUGAACGCGGCAUUUAGCAAGGCCAACGAUGAAAUUGACUACCCAAGCAUAGAGAAGAACGAGCUUGAUAAGAUCCGGCGCAAGUGGAACGACCUUCGAAGCUACACACAAACGUAUCAGGAGGUCGCAUAUCUGACCGACGUGCCCAAGGCGACUUCCUUCGGGCAAUAUCUGGAUGAGUUGGAGCAAUCAAAGAAGUCCCUCAACUGAUUCUGGUCAUUGAUCUCAGGGCGGGUGUUGCCUAUAUCGAUUAGCAUCAUCACAGAUUUUCACUAAGUUACCUAAUAGUUAUUGAAAUGCAUUCUGUU